UUGCGUAGUCAGAUUCUUCUUAUGGAACCAAUGCCAUCACCUGCGAAAAUCUAUAAUCAUGUAAGACAGGAAGAAGAACAGCAGGGACUCAAUUCUUCUUCCAUUCCUGCUGUGGAUUCUGCUGCCCUGAAUAUAUCUCGCAGUUACAAUUCUCGUCAGGCGAGAUCUUUUCAAAACCCUGGAAACAAUAAAUGCCAGAGGCCUUUUUGUGACCACUGCAACAAACACGGUCACACUAAGCAGACUUGUUGGAAUCCUAAUGGGUACCCAAAAGACUUGCCCAAGCCAAGAGAUUCAGAGCCUCAUGUGAUUGCUGCUAUCACUCAACCUCCGACUGCUGCACCGGCUAUAAGCGCUGCUCAAUAUGCACGCCUCUUAACUCUUCUUGAAGCUGAUAACGAUGGCACUGAUGUGGCACCAUAUGCCAAUUUUGCUGGAUCGUUAAACCACCAAAGUGAUUGGAUGGAGUAAGCAAGUGGCAGGCCUAUAUCACUUUUGUUUUCAACCAUUUUCUUUAUCUUUAGCUGCAAAUAAGCCUUUUGAUAAAUGGCACUGUCGUCUAG
This is a messenger RNA of Papaver somniferum (opium poppy), 563 nucleotides long. RefSeq lists its product as uncharacterized. Bases 22 to 471 code for a protein of 149 amino acids. The record is from RefSeq and is a predicted model, not a curated record. The transcript has 2 exons. Lineage: Eukaryota; Viridiplantae; Streptophyta; Magnoliopsida; Ranunculales; Papaveraceae.